AUGGACAUCAUUGGACCCAUUGAACCAGCCGCAUCUAAUGGACAUCGAUUCAUUCUGGUUGCCAUAGAUUACUUUACCAAAUGGGUGGAAACCAUGUCGCACAAUUCAGUAACGAAGGAAGUAGUAGUCGACUUCGUACGAAGCAACAUCAUAUGUAGAUUAGGCAUACCAGAAUCCGUCAUUACGGAUAAUGGGGAAAAUCUGAACAGCCACUUAGUGAAAGGCAUCUGCGAGCAGUUUCUGAUAACCCAUCAGAACUCCACCGCCUAUCUGCCACAAAUGAUUGGAGCCGUAGAGGCAGCCUACAAGAACAUCAAAAGGAUAUUAAGGAAAAUGACAGAGAACUAUAAGUUUUGGCAUGAACAAUUGCCCUAUGCAUUACUUGGAUACCGAACAACAUCUCGGACUUCAACCGGGGCAACCCUGUACGUUCUUGUCUAUGGCACUGAAGCAGUUAUAUCUGACCAAGUUGGAAAUACCAUCGCUGAGAAUCAUUCAAGAAGCAGAGUUGGACAACGCAGAAUGGGUUCGAAACCGAUACGAGUAGCUGGCUCUAAUUGA
This is a messenger RNA of Lycium barbarum (goji berry), 561 nucleotides long. RefSeq lists its product as uncharacterized. The transcript has a single exon. Gene Ontology annotation, biological process: DNA integration. The record is from RefSeq and is a predicted model, not a curated record. The coding region runs from base 1 to 561 and encodes 186 amino acids. NCBI's taxonomy places the organism in Eukaryota, Viridiplantae, Streptophyta, Magnoliopsida, Solanales, Solanaceae. Gene Ontology annotation, molecular function: nucleic acid binding.